AUGAUAUUUAAAUUGAAUGAUUAUAACGCAUUCUUAACUUCCUUGUUUGAUAAAAAUAAUGAACAAUUACAAAGACAUCAAUUACAAAAUUAUAAUCAAUCACAGAAUUCUGAUACAAUAAUGACUUUCCCAAAUAGUAAUAAUAAUAAUAAUAAUAACAGCAAUAGUAAUAUGAAUUCAAAUAUUGUUGAUGAUGAGAAUAACAAUAAUAAUUCUAGUAGUUCAUAUCAUCAAAAUGGAGGAUUCCCAGUAGAUUUUGAUUUUGGAUUAGCUCCACCUCCAUUUGUUACUGAUUUACCACAUAACAACAACAGUAAUACUAAUGGCAAUUCUAAAUAUUUCAAUUUACCUUCUAAUGGAACAACAACUACAACUAAUGGAUUCCAAAAUAUUGAUUAUGAAUUGCCAAGUAAUACUGAGUUUAUUGCUGAAAUAGGUGCUUAUGUUAAAGAUACAAAACUGAAUAACAACAACAAUAAUAAUGGUAGGAAUAAAACAGAUAAUUUCUCAUCGAAAAACUUGAAUAACAAUAAUUCAAAUCAAAGAAAUACUACUACUACUACACCUACCAAACAAAACAAUAAUAGUAAUAAUAAUGAUGGUGUUGUUGUUAAUGAUAUUGAUCAGUUUUCACGAUUUAAUGCCUUUGAAACAAAUUUAGGAGAUCCAAUGAUAUUAGAACAAGAUGAACAAAUGAAUAGUUCUAAUAGUCCCAUGAUAUUUAAUUUAAAUGAUCAAAUGGGGAAUAAUUUUAAUAAUGAAGUUACCAGAAACUCACAAUACUCGAAUUAUCAGCAACAACAGCAACAGCAACAACAGCAACAACAGCAACAACAGCAACAACAGCAACAAGUUCCUCAAGGAUCUGUAUUUCAAGAUCAGGUGAGUCCUCAUUCAAGAAUGGGUAAUAUUCCUCAAUCAAUGUCUAAUCAUCAAAGAAUAAAAUCUAAUCAAGAAUUUAAUUCGAAUUUACAAUCACCAAUGUCCAUGGAAACAUCCCUAACAUCAAUAAAAUCUAAUAUCAAUAAAAAUAUUGGUUCUAAAGGAAGUAAGAAAAGUCGAAACUCAAAUUCAAUUAAACGAUCAUCUUCAUCUUCUGGUUCUUCUUCCGUUUUAGAUUAUCAAAAUUCAAAAUCGUUAACUGAACAAGCAUCACAAAUAACAUUUGGUACCACGACAACAACAGGAACAUCGUCUUCCUCCUCAGCAGUUUCACAAGGAAGACCAACCAAUACUCCAAUUACCACUACCACCACAACCACAACCACAUCAUCAAGUAAUUCCAAUUCUAUGUUACCAGGGUCAUCACCAAUAUCACCAUUAAAUGUACAUACUAGUCCAUUAACCACUACUCCUAGUACAUCUAAUGCCCCAACAAAGAGUAGAGGUCGGAAAAUCAAGAUUGAACCUUCCUCAUCUUCAUCAACUACAUCAACAAUUAUUAAUGAACCAACAAAUAUGAUAAAUCAUAAUCCUCAUCCUGGAAGACCAAGAAUUAAAUCAGCUCAUAAUGUAAUUGAACAACGAUAUCGAAAUAAAAUUAAUGAUAAAUUUAAUGCUUUACAAAAUUCGGUUCCUACAUUAAGAAUAUUAGCACAAAAAAAGCAACGAGAGAAAUUAUUAAUGCAACAACAUCAACAUCAACAACAACAACAUAGACGUAAUAGUAGUAUUGCUACUACUAGUGGCAAGAAUCCAGAAUAUGAUUCUUCUGAUGAUGAAAUGAUUAAUAUUAAUAAAGGUUUAAUUAUGAAUAAUGGGGGUACUACCAGUUAUAUAAAUACUGGGACAAUCGGUUUCAAUAAUAAUAACAAUUGUGGUAGUGGUGGUGGGGGAAAUUAUAAUGAUGAUCAAUUAGGAAUAUUACAAAAUUCAUCUAAUCGAUUAAAACAAUCGGAAGAUUAUGAUGAUGAAUUUGAUGGAUUAAUGGAAAUAGAAGAGCAAGAACACGAACCAAAUGAUGAUGAAGAGGAGGGACAAGAAGAAGAGGAAGAGGAAGAAGAAGAAGUUAUUGAUUUAGAAGGAUUAGAACCAGCAAGAAAAUUGAAUAAAGGAACAAUAUUAGCUAAAUCUAUUGAAUAUAUUAAAUUUUUAGAAAUGAAAAAUGAAAGAAUGAAACAAGAACAUGAUGAAUUAGUAUUAAAGGCAAGAAUGUUAGGUUUAGUAAUUGAUGAAGAUAUGUAA
This is a messenger RNA of Candida dubliniensis CD36, 2184 nucleotides long. RefSeq names its product Hms1p (gene HMS1). The transcript has a single exon. NCBI's taxonomy places the organism in Eukaryota, Fungi, Ascomycota, Pichiomycetes, Serinales, Debaryomycetaceae. The coding region runs from base 1 to 2184 and encodes 727 amino acids. Gene Ontology annotation, molecular function: protein dimerization activity. The record is from RefSeq and is a predicted model, not a curated record.